AUGACUGCACGCACCUUCCGCGUCGAGCUUCCGACGCACAAUCACUCGUUUGUUGUCGAGAUCGCGCCCGAGUCCUCGGUGCACGACUUGAAGGCGGAGAUCGAGCGUGUCUGUACAGGCCAGCCGCGCGCGGAUGCGCAGCGUAUUAUCUGGCGUGGGCGUCUAUUAGCCGACCACGAGAAGGUGGCGGAGAUACGUACGGAGGGUAACGAGCCGACAACCAUACAUCUCAAUGUGCGCCCGAACGGCUGGACCUCCCAGCCACCAAAUCUCUCUCCCUCUGUCGAUACCAGGGUCGAGGUCGCUCCCUCGCUAGUCCAUACGCCCGUCACGGGAAUGUCGACCCCGACAUACGCACAAUCGGGACCGUCCUUCACUCGCCAGCCCGCUCAGUCGGUUAGAUUUGCCCCUGCACCAACUUCACAACAUUCGGCCGGCGCUUCCAAUGGCUUGCAUCCGUCGCAACAACAGCACCACGACCUGUUGGAAGCCUCGAGACUACUCUCCUCCUCGCUUGGAUCUACCGGGUCUGGAGUGUGGCCCCCACCCCUACACCCCCAGCCUUCUCCGUUCGCUCCGUACACCACACCCACCACUGCGCCUAUGACAGGACCGACGCCAGCACCUUUCUCAUCGUCGCUUCAAUCCUCUCAGGCUCCUGAACAACCUCUCCUACCCUCAUACCAUCCUCUGAUGAGCGGCCCUUCUCCCCGAGCGGUGACCGUGACCUACAUCGUCAGCAUGCAUGAAUUGGCUUUACAUGCGCUGCUCACCGGAAAGCUUGAUUACUCCAUUUUGGUCACCAACGACAUGCGCCAAGUGGCCGUGCAGCGUCUUGCGGCACUUGGGUGGUCCUGGCCCGAGCUCUUUGAUACUCCGUUCCCACCAGAAGCGCCCGAUCCAAUAACGCUUAUAUACGAGCAUACAACGAUCAAUGGUGCGCAUUACCUACGCCUAGUCCAACCGGGAACACCGACCCCAGUCCAGGCGCAUGCACUCAAGGUACUCGAACAGACAUUUCCUUUGCUCUACCUUCCUGCAAAUGCGCCAGCCGCCCCCUUGCAACCUCUACCAUCGCCUACGCAAACUGCCGCUGCUCCGCCCGCAAACAAUGUCCAAGCUAUCAAUGAUCGUUUACGCGAGAUAGGCGUACCGGGCCUGCGGGUAGAGCGUGAGGUCGUCUUCGAGAUCCAGCUUAGACCCCUCCUUAUGCCUCUGAUGCUGCUCGUUAUGCGCGCGGCUAUCAUACUCUGGCUUUUCGCACCGUCGGGCAAGCCAAUGAUCACAUUCGCUGUUGUGGCCUGGUUCGUCUACGAGACAUAUACGAUGCUCCGUGCCGCCUUUGUCCGCCUCAACCCUCCGCCGCGCCGUCGCGGUAACAACCAACCAGGAGCGCCACCCCAGGCGCCACAAGCAGCGCAGGGACAAGAAGGUCCGGUGCCCGGCCAGCCACAGGCUCAACCUGAAGCCCCAGGGCAGCCGGGUGGGCCCGCCGCGGCGAAUGUCAACGGCAACCAUAAUGGCGGCGCGGCGGCAGGUGUGACACGGCAUCCGAAUGUGCCGGUGCGCGAGGACUUGCCGUAUUCGGCAGUCGCGUUGGAGAGCGUGGCACAGUUGAACUUAGCGGAUGAGGAGGCAGCUUUGAAUGGACGGAUCCGCGAGGACCCGCCACUGGGGCGGAGGAUAUAUGCGUUCUUCGCCCUUCUGCUGUUCACGGCGUAUCCCGCCUACUGGGAUCGGCGAAGGCAACACCUGAGGCAACGCGAGGGGCGGAUCAGGACUGAGUUGCGUGCGAGGAGAGGGCUGGAGGAGGAGUUGACUGCUAGGGAGGAUACGGAGGAGAGCGAGGAAAUCGCAAGGAGGGCGAAUGAGGCGAGGGCACGAGCAAGGGCGGAGGUGAAUGCUGCGCAUGAGCGGAGGGCGCCGUGGGUGAAAGCGUAUGUAGAGCGUGUUGGGCGCGAUGAGUGGGUGGAUGAGUAG
Messenger RNA from Peniophora sp. CBMAI 1063, 1980 nucleotides. Lineage: Eukaryota; Fungi; Basidiomycota; Agaricomycetes; Russulales; Peniophoraceae. The record is from the annotation of a GenBank genome assembly.